Molecule: messenger RNA, 952 nt
Organism: Tuber melanosporum (Perigord truffle)
Lineage: Eukaryota; Fungi; Ascomycota; Pezizomycetes; Pezizales; Tuberaceae
Exons: 4
Coding region: 20-952 (310 amino acids)
Molecular function (GO): 8-oxo-dGDP phosphatase activity
Source: RefSeq, a predicted model, not a curated record
ACCCAAUAUCCCCAUCACUAUGACUUCUAAACACUACUCCAAUCUCGAUCUCAUCAAUUUGGUGGAUAGUUUCCCAAACGCUGCUACACACCCUGUUUCCCACGCGGAGCGCCUAGGGGAAUUGUCCAUCCUCGUUCACAAUACACACACGCUUGGUUAUAUCCUCCCGUCUGUUACAGCCGUAUUAAAAGACGCUAAACUCUCGGGCACGCACUGGAGGUUUGCCGGGAAGGUUAUUACUCUGACCGGUGAAACCACUGAAGAGCGUUCAGAGAAUAUCCGAAAGACUACCGAGUCAUGGAGAGAGAAUGGUAUUUUUGAUAUCCUGAGGGGAUGGAGGAACGAACUAUAUACUGUCUACAGUCCUAAGGGGCGUGAAUAUUUUAGGCUUGAGAGGAGUGCUUGUGCUUUGUUCGGAGUUGUCCAUAUGACGGCAUAUACUACUUGCCCAUUGAAAAUAUGGGUCCCCCGUCGUAACCCAGCAAAGCCUACCUAUGGCGGUCUCUUGGAUAAUACUGUUGCUGGGGGGAUCUCCUCUGGAAUGUCAGUUUUUGAAACCCUGGUGAAAGAAUCUGAAGAGGAGGCCUCUUUCCCGGAAAGUUUAAUUAGGGAGAAAGCGAAGGCUGUUGGGAAUGUGUCUUAUUUCUAUCAGAGAAUGAAGACCGCUGGCGGUGAGGAAGGGCUUUUGCAGCCCGAAGUGCAGUAUGUUUACGACUUGGAAGUUGGGAAUGAUGUGAUCCCGAAACCAUGCGAUGACGAGGUGCAAGAUUUUCACUUGAUGGACAUGGAGCAGGUCCGAAAGGCGAUGUCUUGGGCUAGAGGGAGGCUGACUAUUUCUAUAGUUCUUCUGGACUUCUUCAUUCGUCAUGGGAUCAUUACUCCGGAAAACGAAUCGGACUACCUUGAAAUUGGCUCCCGUCUACAUAGACGCUUAGAAUUCCCAACAUGGUGA